GGGUCACCCAGAAGAAAUGUACAACCUUUUCAAAUUUAAAAUGGGAGGGUGCCACACAGUCAUGCCGAAAUUAGAUUAUACAGCUGUUAUCAAAUUAUGUGACUGAAAUCAUGAUUUAGGAGUGGCAGCUUCUUUCUACCUAGAAGCAUCUUUCCUCUCAUAAGGAUGGAAACAUGAUUCAUAAAGUGUCAUAACAUUUUUACAUAACAUAACAGUUAAGUACAGGUAGGGCUCUUCCAUGAAUCCAUCAUUCAAAGGGGAUGUCUUUAAUUGAAACACACUGUAACACUCAUUAAUAAAUAUGGGAUACACAAUGUUGUUUUCUGGAGCAUUUCCUCUUUUAAGUUUCAAUAUCAGGCUUGCAGGCUUCUUCCCUCUUAAAGCCUUCUUGCCAUUGUGUGACACUCUGAACUGAUCUGAAAAGCUUCUGCAUCUACCUGCAGCAAAGUGAUUGUAUUAAUAACAUCUUCAAGAUCUAUUGGAGCUGUAGCAGAAGCAAAACUAAAGAGUAGAACAAACUAAAUCAAAACUCCAUAUACUUCUGUUUUGUUGAUACAUUUCCCAGCACACACUGUACUCACAAGUUCACAUUUUUUUCUGAUUGUAUAACUGCAGCAAUUUUAUUCUUUUCUCAAAGACCUUGAUAAAUGUGGCCCUUUAAGAGACUUGUUAUUGGGAGAUAAGCAGAAGGCCACAGGGCAGAACCAGGCCACAGCCUAUAAAAAUAAUACCAGGCAGGAGUUUCUGUAUGUGAUACUGCAGGUGCUGAUAAAGGAAAAGGGAACUUGUGGUGAUUAGUGCUUUUCUGUUACAGCCUAAAAUGUUAGGAUUAUAAUUGUGCCUACUUUGCUCUACACAAGAGAAUAAAGAUGUGUGUGUGUCAGUUCAAAUUAAGAUAGAGGCAGAGUUCAAAUGAACACACAACCAUGGAGUUUUUGGGAAUCCUGUCUCCCAGUGGUCUUUAGAAGAGACAGACAAUUCCUGUCAACUGCAAUUCCAGCAACAAGGAAACCAUGCAGAUAAAGGAUGGGGCCAGCUGAACAGUCUUCAUUUCAAGCUAUUAACAUUUAGUAUGUUAAUUUUACUAUGGAAUAAUAUGUUCACUAAAUGUGUUUCUUUCAAGAAAGAAAAUAAGGCUAUUAUUUUCAUAUUGUGGUGUUUGCAUUACCCUUGCUUCUGGGUUUUAAUUGUUGGCUUAUUCCUAACCAGUUUAUAAGCUUUACUUCUUGAUGUACUCAAUGCAAAAAUAAACAAGCAAGAAAGACCACCCAAGGCUGGUACAGUAUGCCAAACGCAGAUCAUUUAUCCCUGAGCUAGUAGUCGCUGUAUCUAGGUGUUGUCCUCCCUCCCAGCAGUUUUUGUGCUGCAGUCAUUAACACAUUGCUUUUGGGCUGUGUUUUGUUUGUGGGGGGGUUUAUUGGGAAAAGUGUAUGUAAAGGAAAAGCAUUCUAGUUUGAAUGCUUUUGUGUUCAUUUUAGGCGCUGGCUCUUCACAGACAGGCUACUCUGGAUUUAAGCCUGACUGAAGCAGACAACUAAAAACUAAAACUGAAUUUGUGGAAGUCAGCAGUGUGUUUCUGUGACUGGCCAGCUGAAGGGGUGUGGUGUGGAGAGCUGUAGUUUGGGGUUUUGUGACGAUUGAGGGGGAGGUGUAUUCACAGCCAUGAUGAGUGCUCUUACGCGCAAAACAACAUAAACAUUGGUUAGACAAGCGACCCAGUAUGACUGCAAUGGAGAAAUUGCUAACAGACUUAUGAUACUGCAGGGGAACCCUCAUGGCCGGUCCCAGCUGCAAAAGCGCCGUGUCAUUCUUGCUGUUCAAACGAACACUGUUGGUGUCGCCUCGUAGCGAGGCUGCUGCCGCACGGUUUGUGUUCUCAGGUGGAAGGUUAACAGAGAGGGGGGCCCUGAAAGGCAAAAGGGCUGCCCGACCUGCACCGCUGCAAGUGGCUGGCUGUUAUCGACACCCCGUCUUUUUGUGUUUCUCAUGCCAGGAGUCGAUGAGUGAAAGUCUACGGACCUGCUACGGCUACCUGAACCAGACGAGUCGUAGCUUCGCCGCCGUCAUACAGGCAUUGGACGGAGAACUACGCCAUGCGGUGUGUAUCUUCUACCUGGUGCUUCGCGCUCUGGACACAGUGGAAGAUGACAUGAGCAUCCCCCUGGAUAAGAAGGUCCCCAUGCUGCACAACUUCAACAGCUACCUGUUCCAGCCAGACUGGAGCUUCAGUGAGAGCCAGGAGAAAGACCGUCAGGUUCUGGAGGACUUCCCCACGAUAUCCUUGGAAUUCCAGAACCUGGGGAAGGAUUACCAGGAUGUGAUUUCGGAUAUCUGUCACCGCAUGGGGGUCGGCAUGGCAGAAUUCCUAGAGAAAAAAGUGGUUUCUAUGCAGGAAUGGGACAAGUACUGUCACUACGUGGCUGGCCUGGUGGGGAUCGGCCUGUCCCGUCUCUUCUCUGCCUCCCAGCUGGAGGACCCUGAGGUGGGGCGAGAUACUGAGCUUGCCAACUCAAUGGGACUGUUUCUGCAGAAAACCAACAUCAUCCGAGACUACCUGGAGGACCAGAAAGAGGGCAGGGAGUUCUGGCCUCGAGAGGCAUGGAGUCAAUUUACAGCGAGGCUGUGUGACUUUGCUCAGCCUCAGCAACUGGACUCUGCUCUCUGCUGCCUCAAUCUGCUGGUGACCGAUGCACUGAGGCAUGUACCCGACGUCCUGACGUACCUGUCCCGCCUACGCAACCAGAGUGUUUUCAACUUCUGUGCCAUCCCACAAGUGAUGGCUAUAGCCACGCUGUCGGCCUGCUAUAAUAACCCCCUGGUGUUCCAGGGUGUGGUGAAGAUCCGGAAGGGUCAGGCUGUCACACUCAUGAUGGAAGCAACAAACAUGGUAGCAGUGUGUGCCAUCAUCUCCCAGUACAACCAGGAGAUUGUGCAGAAGAUUUCUCCCACAGACCCAUCGCGGGAAAAGACCCUGAAAAUCCUGGCAUUGAUACACAAGCAGAGCCUGUCCUGGGAGCGGCUGCCGUCCCGCACCUCUCGCCUUUCCCCUGUCUACCUCUCAGCUGCCUUGCUGCUGGCUGCUCUCAGCUGGCAGUACCUCAGCACAGCCAUGGGGCAGAGUGCCAAUGUCAGUGAUGUGCAGGGGCACUGAGGGAGUGUUUCAGACACACGAUAAAUGACCAGGGUCGUGAGACUUUUGUUACAAGUGAAAUAUGCAUCUGCAUGUCUAGCUCUGAUCAAUCACAUAUUUUGGUUUAUUCCUAUUUGAUGUAUAUAUGAAAAUUGGGCUCCUUUUUUGUGCGUGCUUUAGUUUUUGUUCAAACUAAUAUAGCACUGGUUGUGAUGCUGCCUACUCUGCAAGAACACUGCAUCUUCAGGUGGCUGUUUUAGACCGGGGAAAGAAUUAUGUAUUUUUAUACAGAAUAUCUGAGAGGAUUAUGUAAAAUGUUUUUUCUAUUU
Molecule: messenger RNA, 3459 nt
Organism: Polyodon spathula (Mississippi paddlefish)
Lineage: Eukaryota; Metazoa; Chordata; Actinopteri; Acipenseriformes; Polyodontidae
Gene: fdft1
Product: farnesyl-diphosphate farnesyltransferase 1
Exons: 8
Coding region: 1775-3151 (458 amino acids)
Biological process (GO): farnesyl diphosphate metabolic process; cholesterol biosynthetic process
Cellular component (GO): endoplasmic reticulum membrane
Molecular function (GO): squalene synthase [NAD(P)H] activity
Source: RefSeq, a predicted model, not a curated record